Molecule: messenger RNA, 1566 nt
Organism: Dendrobium catenatum
Lineage: Eukaryota; Viridiplantae; Streptophyta; Magnoliopsida; Asparagales; Orchidaceae
Exons: 6
Coding region: 53-1216 (387 amino acids)
Source: RefSeq, a predicted model, not a curated record
UCUAUCCGAUUUAAGUAUAGCACCGAGCUAGAGAGGCGGGGGUGAGAGGGGCAUGCCGACCGUCGCCUCUUGCCUCCCGCGGGCUCUGCUCCGGCCGAUUCCGCCGCUUCCCCCACCAGCGGUCCUCUUCUGUCCUCGGCUUACCCUCUCGCCUUCGCGAUUCGCACCCUUGAGGAACUCUCGGCUGCCCAUCCUCGUAGCCGCCUCGGCGGCCUCCUUUGACGAGCUUGAUGCCAAAGGCUGGUCGAAGCCGCGAUCAUCCAAGAAAUCCUUGCUCUCAGAUUUGAUUCAGGAGAUUGAGCCUCUGGAUUUGAAUCUUAUCCAAAAAGAUGUUCCAGCUGUUACAGUUGAUGCAAUGAAGAGGACAAUAUCUGGCAUGCUUGGGAUACUUCCAUCUGAUCGGUUUAAUGUCAUGGUUGAAGCGCUUUGGGAGCGCCUAUUUAAGUUAUUAGUUUCUUCAAUGAUGACUGGGUAUACUUUACGCAAUGCUGAGUACCGCCUAUUCCUUGAGAGGAAGCUAGAAAUAUUUGGAGAUUUUCAAGAUAAAGAUGGGCAUUUGGAAGGAAAUGAUAUUGGAAAUGUGGUGGGGAAUGAUUGUGACAAAUUACUUGAUAGAAGUCCCACACUGUUUGUUGCUGAAAGGGAUCUAUCCAGCUCAGACAAAAUAGAUGAAGUACCACUGUGUGAGGAUAUUGAUUUGGAAGGCUUGGGGGAAAUGACACCUCAAGCUAAAGAAUAUAUUCGUAGCCUAAAAUUUCGUAUAUCUUCCAUGGAAAAGGACCUGCAUGAGGUGAACAGGAAAAAUUCCGCUCUACAAAUGCAACAGUUUGUAGGAGAAGAAAAGAAUGACCUCCUUGAUUACCUUCGAUCGCUACAACCUGAGAAGGUUCUCGAACUUUCAGAGCCCACCCAUUCUGAAGUGCUAGAGAUCAUCCACUCUGUAGCACAUGGCCUUCUUGCAACUCUCUCUCCCAAGAUACAUUCCAAACCUUCUCCUCACUCUGAUAAUGUCCCAGGUAGUGCUUCAAGCAUAGGGAAGGAUGACUGUGCAGAACUAUUAGAGAAUACUUCCAUUCAUUUUCAGCCUCUUAUUACUGUCCCACGCGAUUACCUUGCACGCUUACUCUUCUGGUGCUUGUUAUUGGGCCAUUACCUCCGAGGUCUGGAGCAUCGCCUGGAGUUAACGCAGCUUUUAACAAUUGCUGGUGAUCCCUAAACUACUUUCUAUGAUCUUAAUUAUUUGAUCUGUUCUAUGAGCCUUCUAAUAUCACAUUCCUUAUGUUUGUAAACGUUACACUUAGCUGUUCUUGUGCUGCUAUUGUAUUCAGAGACAAUCUUCAGUUUCUUUGCACAACUAGGCUUUUCAACUCUUUUUCUAUAUUUGAAAAUAGGUGUAAUAUAUUUGUUAAAGAUGGAUGGAAUAAUUAUUUUGUUCUAAGAGUUUUAGGAUGAAAGUUGGAUUAUUCUGAAAUAUGUUGUAUAGUGCUGCUGAUCCACACUUUGUGUGUUGUAGAUUACACCAAACUGUUUGAUUUAGAUUUGAGUCUUGAGCUUGUGCUUGUAAAA